AUGAUCAGCAAAUUCGUCGACAAAGACCACAGAGAUUGGGACGAACACCUGCCCGCAUUCCAGUUCGCCUUCAAUACAGCCGUGCACGACGCCACCGGCUACACACCAGCGUAUAUUACACACGGGCGAGAGCUCGUGCCCCCGCACCGCACCGCACCAGCCACCAAGACCGUCCGCAUAAAAUUAGCCAGAGCCUUCCAGCGGCAGGAGAGAUACUACAAUCUCAGGCGACGAGAAUGGAGACCACGCGUGGGAGAGUGGGUGUGGAAGAGAGACCACCCGCUGUCAAAGAAAGCCGACAAUUUUAAUGCGAAACUCGCGCCAAAAUACAUUGGCCCGCUCGAAGUUCGCCGAAUCGUCUCACCAGUGAUCGUAGACCUGAGGAGCAAGCGGGGAAAGUGGUACAGACAUGUACACAUCCAGGAUUUCAAAGUCGCAAAAACAAAACACGACGGCGACAAUAACAACCCCGAGGACGAAGCCGAUGAUACCCCUACUACCGGCGGGGAAGAAUAA
Messenger RNA from Formica exsecta, 516 nucleotides. RefSeq lists its product as uncharacterized. The record is from RefSeq and is a predicted model, not a curated record. The transcript has a single exon. NCBI's taxonomy places the organism in Eukaryota, Metazoa, Arthropoda, Insecta, Hymenoptera, Formicidae. The coding region runs from base 1 to 516 and encodes 171 amino acids. Gene Ontology annotation, molecular function: nucleic acid binding.